Misgurnus anguillicaudatus (oriental weatherfish) is the source of this 2793-nucleotide messenger RNA. Lineage: Eukaryota; Metazoa; Chordata; Actinopteri; Cypriniformes; Cobitidae. The record is from RefSeq and is a predicted model, not a curated record.
CGACAAUAAACCCACAAAAGAAAGAAGAAGAAAGACAAUAAACGAAGAGAAGAAGAAGAACGUUUAGAAUCUCAUGAAGCAGUGUUACGAAAGCGGGCAUCACUAAAGUCUAAUUAAAUCGUCUUUAAUUAUUUACUUGGUUUGUCAACAGGAUUUAUUAAUACGUUAACUGUUAGCCGUGAGAUUGAGUUUUCUUACCCGGACUCACUGUUGUCUCUGGAGCAGGGAUUCAUUGUCCGGACAGCGUCAUAAACAUCUCCUGACUCAUACAGUUGUUUACUUUGAGUUCACACCUAUAGAGUGAAAGUGAUUGAGAUCUUCAGUGAAGCUCCUCCUACAACAAUCCACCAAUAAAUGCUGGAGUCAAACACACAGAGAAAUCACUCCAUGUGUGACAACUGAAAUCUUCAUGACAUAAUGUUGGUGCCGGUGAAAGAGGAGCUUGAGAAGAUGACAGAUCCACAACCAUGCAGAAUAAAGGAAGAAGAUACUGAGGAACAAAUAGAUAUGAUGGAAGUGAAAGAGGAGAGUCAAGCUGAAGUGGAUGAGAAACAUCAGAUUGUAAAAAUAAACCAUAAUGUUUCACUGAAAGAAACUCUGAAGACAGAAGAAAUAAAGUGUGAAAAUAGUUUCAGAGAAGAUGAACGCCCUGCAGAUCACAAGAGGACUCACAGUGAGGAGAAACCUUUAACAUGUCAACAGUGUGGAAAGAGUUUCAGAACAAAAGAUAACCUUAAAACACACAGGAGGACUCACAGUGAGGAGAAACCUUUCACAUGUCAACAGUGUGGAAAGAGUUUCAGAACAAAAGCUCACCUAAAAGAACACAAGAUGACUCACAGUGAGGUGAAACCUUUCACAUGUCAACAGUGUGGAAAGAGUUUUAGAAAAAAAGUUAACCUUAAAGAACACAUGAGGACUCACAGUGAGGAGAAACCUUUCACAUGUCAACAGUGUGGAAAGAGUUUCAGAAGAAAAGAUAACCUUAAAACACACAUGAGUAGUCACAGUGAGGAGAAACCUUUCACAUGUCAACAGUGUGGAAAGAGUUUCAGAACAAAAGUUAGCCUUAACUUACAUGUAAGGAUUCACACCGGAGAAAAAACACACGCAUGCCAUCACUGUGAAAAGAGUUUUACAACUGUCGGUGACCUUAACAAACAUGUGAGGAUUCACACUGGCGAGAAACCACACGCAUGCCAUCACUGUGAAAAGAGUUUUACAACUGUCGGUGACCGUAACAAACAUUUGAGGAUUCACACUGGAGAGAAACCAUACGCAUGCCAUCACUGUGAAAAGAGUUUUACAACUGCCGGUGCCCUUAAGAAGCAUUUGAGGAUUCACACUGGAGAGAAACCUUACACUUGUCAACUAUGCAGAAAGAGUUUCACCUUUAACUCAGGCCUUUUCCAGCACAUGAAAACUCACAGUGGGGAAAAGCUACACGCAUGCCAUCUCUGUGACAAGAGUUUCCUAGAUAAAGUUAAACUUAAGAUACACAUGAGAAUUCACACUGGAGAGAAACCAUUUACAUGUCAUCUGUGUGGAAAGAGUUUCACAAUAAAAACUACCCUUAACGUACACAUGAGGAUUCACACCGGAGAGAAACCACAUCCGUGCCAUCACUGUGAAAAGAGUUUUAUAACUGCAUGUAACCUUAGAAAACAUUUGAGAAUUCACACUGGAGAGAAACCUUACACUUGUCAUCUGUGUGGAAAGAGUUUUGUUACAAAUCCCAACCUUAAAAUACACAUGAGGAUUCACACCGGAGAGAAACCACAUCCGUGCCAUCAGUGUGGAAGGAGUUUUAGAACAGCAGGUAAACUUAAGACUCACAUGAGGUCUCACACUGGAGAAAAACCUUACAUAUGCUCUCAGUGUGGAAAGAGUUUUUCUUCUGAAAGUAACUUUAAGAUUCAUGCAAGAAUUCACACUGGAGAGAGAGCGUUCACUUGCCAUGAGUGUGAAAAAUGUUUCAGAAGUAGGAGUAACCUUAUAACACACAUGAAAAUUCACAAAGGAGAGAAACCUCACGUGUGUUUUCAGUGUGGAAAGUGUUUCAGUAUGGAGUGUCAACUUAAGAAACACAUGAUAACUCACAGCGAAAAGAAACCUCACGCAUGUCUUCAGUGUGAAAAGAGUUUCAUAGAUAAACGUGGACUUGAGACUCACAUGAAAACUCACACAGAAGAAAAAACUUUCACAUGUCAUCACUGUGGAAAGAGUUUUACAGUAAGACGUGCCCUUGAUGAUCAUGUGAGAAUUCACACCGGAGAGAAACCAUACGCGUGUCAACAGUGUGGAAAGAGUUUCAGGACAAAACCAAACCUUAGUGCACAUUUGAUCACUCACACUAAAGAGAAACCGUUCACAUGCCAUGAGUGUGAAAAGAGUUUCAAAACAAAAGCUAACCUUAAAAAACACGCAAGAUUUCACAAUCAGUAGAAAACAUUCAUGUGUCAACAGUUCUUGUACUUAUUGAAGAGUUUUUUUUUCAUGUCUUAAUAGAAGGGUUGUUAGCAAUUAUUGUUGAUUGUACAGUCACUGGAACAGAAUAGCAUAAACAUGUGACGACUGUCUUAUUGGUUAAUAAAUGUAAUUGCGGCUUAAUGGUAUAAAAGGGGGUAGGUGUUAAUAAGCUUAAGCUUCUACCUACCCCUUUUGAGCAUCAUUUCUAUUUUUCUUUAUUUCUCUUUUUUUGUCUUUCUUUUUUUCUUUACUUGUAUUGUAAUGAAAUUUGUUAUUAUGUUGAUUUUAUGUAUUAGAUGCUCAAAUAAAACUAAAUGAUGAUGA